This is a messenger RNA of Trypanosoma grayi, 519 nucleotides long. RefSeq lists its product as hypothetical. Lineage: Eukaryota; Euglenozoa; Kinetoplastea; Trypanosomatida; Trypanosomatidae. The transcript has a single exon. The record is from RefSeq and is a predicted model, not a curated record. Bases 1 to 519 code for a protein of 172 amino acids.
AUGCGAGGCCACCAGCACCUCGGCGAUCCAUCCCUCACGCAGAACCAAGGCAACACGCUCGGUGACCGCCCAUGUGUGCGGCAGAGCCGUCUGUACCGUGAGCACGUUGGCGGGAACGCCAUGAAGGAACUCAUGGGGCAGGAUGGGUUGAAGUGGGACACAACACAGACACAAGGCGUCUAUGCUGGUGGAAAGGCGUUCGACCACAACAAUGCCCAGAAGAACUGCGGAGCCAACGGCAGUGGGGAGAAGGAACAGCAGGAGCCGCAGCCGCAACAACAGCAACAACAGCAGGAGCAGCGCCAGGAUGAGGAAGUGGUGAUUGCUAUAGAUGCGGCGGAGGAAAGUCCGUUGCGCGUGCAGCAGCCAUCCGCCGCUCAGGAGCAGCAGAAUCAGCAGACCGCCCCUCAAGCACAACAGCAGCAGGCACCGGGCGCUCAGCCUGUUGCUAGCCGUGCCUUCCGCCCAGGUGCCGGGUACGCCAACCGCCAGUCGUAUAAUAUAUUUACUGGCGAAUAA